Messenger RNA from Amblyraja radiata (thorny skate), 375 nucleotides. Its product is annotated as late histone H2A.2.2-like. Gene Ontology annotation, molecular function: protein heterodimerization activity; DNA binding; structural constituent of chromatin. The transcript has a single exon. Bases 1 to 375 code for a protein of 124 amino acids. Gene Ontology annotation, cellular component: nucleosome. The record is from RefSeq and is a predicted model, not a curated record. NCBI's taxonomy places the organism in Eukaryota, Metazoa, Chordata, Chondrichthyes, Rajiformes, Rajidae.
AUGUCUGGACGAGGAAAAACCAGCGGCAAAUCUCGGGCCAAGGCCAAGUCUCGCUCGUCCCGGGCUGGACUGCAGUUCCCGGUCGGUUGUGUUCAUAGGCACUUGAGGAAAGGCAACUAUGCUCAGCGGGUGGGUGCAGGAGCCCCUGUCUAUCUGGCUGCUGUGCUCGAGUAUCUGACGGCUGAAAUCCUCGAGCUGGCCUGCAACGCAGCCCGGGAAAAGAAGAAGAGCCGCAUCAUCCCCAGACAUCUGCAGCUGGCCGUCCGCAACGACGAGGAGCUCAACAAGCUGCUGGGAGGGGUGACCAUCGCUCAGGGUGGUGUGCUGCCCAAUAUCCAGGCCAUGCAAAUAAGCGAGAGAAACUCAACAAAGUGA